AUGGCGGCGGUGCUCGGCUCGCUCCAGAUAGGAUACCACACAGGCAACAUCAACGCCCCUGCCCGAGUCAUUGAGGAGUUUUUCAACAUGACAUGGAGAUCCAGACACAAUCAGUCAAUACCAGACCACAGUCUCACAUUCCUGUGGUCCCUCUCUGUUAGUAUUAAGGACUUUGGAGCACUGCUUGGAGCACUGGGGGUCAAAGGUCUUGCUGACACCUUUGGGAGACGUAAUGCUAUUCUGAUAGUGAAUGCCUUAUCCGUGGUGGGUGCCUCUCUGAUGUUCAUGAGCAAAGUCACAGCAUCAUUUGAAGUGCUUAUUGUGGGUCGGCUGAUCUUUGGCUUGUUCUGCGGCCUGGUGAUGAGCCUGAACCCGCUGUACAUCCAAGGUGUCUCGCCUACAAACCUCCGCGGUGCCUUUGCAACUCUGAACCAGGUCUCCUUUGCCUCAGGCAUUCUGCUGGGCAUGGUGGUGGGCUUGGAAACGGUAUUGGGCACAGAGAAAUACUGGUCCCUGAUGUUGUCUCUGUCCCUUAUUCCUGCAACGCUCCAGUAUAUGAGCCUUCCUUUUUGCCCUGAAAGCCCACGCUACCUCUUCAUCAACAGGGGCAAAGAAAAAGAAGCAGAGGCGGCCCUGAGAAGACUUCGGGGAAAUCCAGAGAUGGUGAUGAAAGAAAUGGAGGAGAUGAGAGAGGAAGCAUCCCACAGUGAAACAGGAGUGACUUACUGA
Sinocyclocheilus grahami is the source of this 729-nucleotide messenger RNA. Its product is annotated as solute carrier family 2, facilitated glucose transporter member 1-like. Lineage: Eukaryota; Metazoa; Chordata; Actinopteri; Cypriniformes; Cyprinidae. Gene Ontology annotation, biological process: dehydroascorbic acid transport. The transcript is spliced from 6 exons. The record is from RefSeq and is a predicted model, not a curated record. The coding region runs from base 1 to 729 and encodes 242 amino acids. Gene Ontology annotation, molecular function: D-glucose transmembrane transporter activity. Gene Ontology annotation, cellular component: plasma membrane.